This is a messenger RNA of Amborella trichopoda, 2000 nucleotides long. It is a transcript of the gene PHP, whose product is annotated as PLANT HOMOLOGOUS TO PARAFIBROMIN. Gene Ontology annotation, cellular component: Cdc73/Paf1 complex. Gene Ontology annotation, molecular function: RNA polymerase II complex binding. Lineage: Eukaryota; Viridiplantae; Streptophyta; Magnoliopsida; Amborellales; Amborellaceae. The record is from RefSeq and is a predicted model, not a curated record. Gene Ontology annotation, biological process: transcription elongation by RNA polymerase II; positive regulation of transcription elongation by RNA polymerase II.
UGCUCUGUAGCCAUGGAUCCUCUCUCUGCUCUUCGUGACUACACGAGCCGAGGAGACCUCCAAAAAAUCGUCAGAAUGGGUGAUGAAUUUUUCUUUGGCGAUGAGUACUCUUUUCCCUGCAAUUCUCCCACUUCUUUCCGAUCGAAACAAGGUAGUCUUUAUACCCUAGACUCUCUGGUUCACUACGUUAACAAUGCCCACCUUAAACACACAGAUUACAUGCAAAAUGCCCGUUUGUUGAAGCUCCAACCGGUCACUUUUACGGAUAGGAAACCCCUUCUUGAUUACCUUCAAGGAAAGAUUUCAUCUCACGACUCAAUUGAACCGGUCUCCAUAAACCCUAAUUUCCCAAACCCUGGUUUUGCAAACCCUAGUUUUGCAAGUGUAUCUGAUCAACCCCUGGGCUAUGAUCCGUCUGCUCCUGAAAAGACCCUAAAUUCGAAUUUCACCCCAUCGCUGAAUCUCAAUUCCAUUGCUGAAGCACCCAUCUCACUAAACCCUAGUUUUCCUGGACUAAAUUAUGGCAAUGAUCCUGGUGCCCAAAAUUACGGUUUUGACCCUAGUGUUACUGUCGAUGAGCCUGCAAGUGCCAAUGGUCUGGUUGGAGAAGAAGGAAACAAGAAGAAACCUAGGAUUUUGGAUGGGACAGGGGCAGGAUAUAUCAAUUUGAUUAGGACAAUGGAGAGGCCAUUGAAGGAUAGGGAAACUCUGUUGGAGUGUAGACACAGAGACUUUCACACCAUUUUGUUAAAUUCUAGUAAGAGAGAGGAAGAGAAAGUCCGAAGGGAUGGGGUUUUGGUGAAGAGUAGAGGAGAUGAUCGAAACUAUUCUGAAGAUUUUGGGCCAAGAGAUUCGAAAUAUAUCAGUGUUUUGAGGCCGUCGAAAGGGAGCAAAGUAGGUGAAGGGGUGCCGAUUAUUCUGGUUCCAAGUGCGUUCCAGACUCUAAUUACUAUUUAUAAUGUCAAGGAAUUUUUGGAAGAUGGGGUGUUUAUACCAACUGAUGUUAAGGUUAAGGCCAUGACUGAUGUGAAGCAGACAAAACCAGAGUGUGUAACUGUGCAAAAAAAGUUUAGUAGAGAUAGGGUUGUUGCUGCCUAUGAAGUUAGGGAUAAGCCAUCGGCUCUAAAGGCGGAGGAUUGGGACCGGGUUGUAGCAGUCUUUGUUCUCGGAAAAGAGUGGCAAUUUAAGGAUUGGCCAUUCAAGGAUCAUGUCGAGAUCUUCAACAAAAUAAUUGGAUUUUACAUGCGUUUUGAGGACGAUAGUGUGGAAUCUGCUAAAACAGUAAAGCAAUGGAACGUUAAGAUCAUUUCGAUAAGCAAGAAUAAGCGGCACCAGGACAGGGCGGCAGCUCUUGAGGUUUGGGAUCGGCUAGAGGAGUUUGUUCGUUCACGUUCUCAUUCUUGAUGUGCUGCAAGGUGUCUCUUGCAUUUUUGAUACUUCUUAUACUACUGAAUUGUAUGGAGCUGCACUGAUAGAUUUGGUGGAUUCGCACUGAUUUGUCUCGACACAUGAAAGGGAUGAUUUCCGUACAACCAGAGAGCUAGCUGAUCUUUUAAUUUGACGUCACAAAAGUGUAGACGAUUGAUGAUCCCCAUCAAAGAAAAUAUCUUCAGCAUGAAGAGGCUUCAAUUGCCCACUUCCAAAAAGAAAAAAAAAGAAGAAGAGAGGCUUACAAAUAGCCCGUAUGCAUCAUUUUGUCACGUAUUUAUGGCUGCGAAAUAUAAAUAACAAGUCAUACCAGAAGUUUCUUCUCUCUAGUGGUUCUCAGAACUGUUGAAUAGUUUUCCUCUCUGUAGUUGCUGUUGAGAAUUUCUUCCUAGUAAUGUGAUAUGGUGACUUUUGCAAACCUCAGAAAUUUUCGAGUGCUCAAAACCUUGUCCCAGUUUGUGCUUCAAUUGUGGUAAUACAUGUAUCAUAAACUUUUAGGAGUUAAUUUAUUAUUCCUUGUAUCAUGAAGUUGUUGAAAUUUUUUGAGUGAAGAUGGCUGCUGUUAUAAGGAA